Messenger RNA from Eutrema salsugineum, 1344 nucleotides. Its product is annotated as NAC domain-containing protein 59. NCBI's taxonomy places the organism in Eukaryota, Viridiplantae, Streptophyta, Magnoliopsida, Brassicales, Brassicaceae. The record is from RefSeq and is a predicted model, not a curated record. Gene Ontology annotation, biological process: regulation of DNA-templated transcription. The transcript has 3 exons. Gene Ontology annotation, molecular function: DNA binding. Bases 147 to 1130 code for a protein of 327 amino acids.
CUCAAACCAAAUUCUCUUCACUCCUAACCAACAAAAAAAAAAAUCAACUUUCUUCUUUCUCUUUCACAUCAAAACUCUUUUUGUAUCUUCUCUCUUCAUAUUCAACACCAAUAAACAAAACUUUCUAAUUGCUAGUUUCUGAGGAAAUGGAUUAUGAGCUAUCAAGAAUUGGGGAGAUAGUAGAAGAUUCAAAGCAGAUUGAUUUGCCAGCUGGCUUUAGAUUUCAUCCAACAGAUGAAGAACUCAUAAGCCACUAUCUGAGACCGAAAGUUCUAAACACCUUCUUCUCCGCUAUAGCUAUCGGUGAAGUCGAUCUCAACAAGGUCGAGCCUUGGGACUUGCCCUGGAAGGCUAAGAUUGGUGAAAAUCAGUGGUACUUCUUUUGCGUAAGGGAUCGGAAAUACCCGACUGGUUUAAGGACGAACCGGGCUACUAAGGCCGGUUAUUGGAAAGCUACAGGCAAAGACAAAGAGAUCUUCAAUGGCAAAUCUCUUGUGGGUAUGAAGAAAACUUUGGUUUUCUACAAAGGAAGAGCUCCUAAAGGAGUAAAAACCAAUUGGGUCAUGCAUGAAUAUCGCUUAGAGGGCAAAUAUGCCGUGGACAAUCUCCCUAAGAACGCUAAGAACGACUGGGUUAUUAGUCGUGUUUUUCAGAAACGGGCAGAUGGUAAGAAGAUGCAUAUCUCCGGUUUAAGGAUGCUCGGUUCAGGAAUUAACCAAUCUAAACCGGUCGGUUUACCUCCGCUGAUGGAUUAUUCUCCGUACCUCCAGAACGGAGGAGGAGACUCUUUCGCCGGAUCGUUGUCUCACGUGACCUGCUUCUCCGACCAAACAACCGAGGACAAGAGUCUCCUCUCCGAGCCAAAAGACGAAAUUAACCUUACCAUGUUCGGUUCUUCAUUGGCACCCUUGAUACCGAACAUUGGUUCUAUGCUAUACUCUGAUCCUGUGUUUCUGAAAGAUAAUUCGUCAAUAUUGAAAAUGUUGCUUGACAGUGAAGAAAUCCAUUUUAAGGAGAAUCUCCAGGGUUUAGGUACAUCGGAGAAUGAACUGACCGCAAGUUCAUGGCAAGGUCAUGAUCCUUCUGGUUCGGCUGGUCCGGUUAUGGUCGAUUGCUUUUGGAAUUUCUGAAUUUGGAAACUGGUUCAGAUUGAAAAUUGGGGUAUAUAUGGGGAAAACAAUUAGGGGGUAUCUUAGGGUUUUAUAGUGUUUGUGUUAUGUCAUAUGUGCUUGCUCUCGAUCUUAGACUCUUAGGAUAUACAAAAAUAUUGAAAGACUUUUGUAACAUUUUGUAAAAAGGACUGACAUGUAAAAAUCGAUACGCUUAUCAUCUGGAAUCCAUUUA